This is a messenger RNA of Aspergillus calidoustus, 891 nucleotides long. The record is from the annotation of a GenBank genome assembly. NCBI's taxonomy places the organism in Eukaryota, Fungi, Ascomycota, Eurotiomycetes, Eurotiales, Aspergillaceae.
AUGUCCUGGGAAACCGCCGCAGCCGAAGCAGACGCCCGCCGGGGCGCAGACGGAACCGCACGCGCGCUCGGGCGGAAACUCAGUACAACACCUCAGCACCUCUCGCGUGUGCUGUAUAUCCCCCGGCACGAUUUUCAGACACCUCAUCUCCCUCUGUACGAUGUUAGCUCGCGAUAUGUGGAUGUCGUGGGCGAUACGGCCAUGGGGUCCGGGAAGUAUACGGUUGCGUUGGGGAUUAUGGCAAAGCCCGGUGGAGAUGGAGGCGAUGAUGGGGUUGUGGCGUAUCUGGUAGAUUUUCUGAAUAUCCGUGGGGACGGGGUUACUGCGAGGGUUAGGCGUCGUGGUCUGCUGGGGCAGAAUGGGGAUGUUGAAGUUGAACUGAGCGCAAACGAAGAAGAAAUCACUCUCAGCGUCGCGGGCGAAACCACUCCCAUCUCCCUGGAAACAACAUACCCGAUCGCACCCUCACGCUCCCAGUUCGGCACAAUCUCCCAUCCAUACUUCCACUAUCCCCUCUCAUCCGGCUCCAGCCUCGCGCAGCUCCGCUGGGAAAUUCACCCAGUAGAAGAUGGACCCCUGCGGUAUACCCUGACCCGCUCGGCGUUUGGCCCGUCUGCCCUCUCAGAGCAAUACGGCGGGGAGCCUGGACUUAGUGGCGCGACGAUAGAAGCCAUCUACCACCACGUUGGAUUGGGCCUCUCGCUCUCACAGGCGUACAGUGAGGGUGUAUUGCUGUUGUCGCCGGGGACUGAUCCCAGAGCGGAGGCGGUCUAUGUUGCCAGUGUGUUGGCGAUGCUAUGGCGGUUGCGAAGGCUGGAUGCGGCUGGGAAUGAGGGCGUGAGCAGGAAGAGCUGGUUGGGGUCUGCCAAGAAAUUAUUGAGGGGCCACUGA